Molecule: messenger RNA, 894 nt
Organism: Bipolaris victoriae FI3
Lineage: Eukaryota; Fungi; Ascomycota; Dothideomycetes; Pleosporales; Pleosporaceae
Exons: 1
Coding region: 1-894 (297 amino acids)
Source: RefSeq, a predicted model, not a curated record
AUGGCGACUCAAAGAUUAAUCGACACCACCUCCCGCGUGCGCAAGAAGCCCAUGCGCAUCCUCGUGCUGGGCAUGUGCCGCACCGGCACAACAACCAUCACUCUCGCCCUCCGCAAAUUAGGUUUCACCCCCCACCAAAUGCGCAACGUGCUGUCCAACCCCUCGGACCUCGCCCUCUGGCAAGAAGCAAUAAACCUCACCUUACUCCCCCCUUCAGAUCGGCCUGCCCACCAACGCAACCAAGCACCAUACGGCAAACAAGACUUUGACAAACUCCUCGCAGACUAUGAUGUCGUAGCCGACCUCCCAGGCUGCCUCUUCGCAAAAGACCUAAUAGAAGCAUAUCCCGACGCCAAAGUCAUCUUAACUCUCCGCAACUAUGCAGACUGGGAAGAUAGCAUGCGGGAAAGUAUCUGGUGCCUGGAUACAUGGCGCUUAUUCACUUUCUGUCGCCAAUUCAAUCUUACCCAACUUGCGCCCCUGAUGCAGCUCGUGCAUUCGGCGUUUAAAGUGCAUAGUGCGAAUCAGUAUGGCGGGCCCGCUUCAAAAGCUGCCUACGAAAAACAUUAUGAGGAAGUGAGGAGUGCGGUUCCUAAAGAGCGGCUGCUGGAGCUUGAUAUGGAUGGGGAGGUGGGAUGGGAGGCUUUGUGUGGGUUUUUGGGGUCGGAGGCGCCGAAGGAGGGGUUUCCGGUUGUGCAGGAGGAAAAGGCUAUGCGGAAGGGGUUAGAGAGUGCGUGGUGGGGUAUGGUGCAGUAUUUUGUGCUGCUGAUUUUGUUGCCGGGAUCGGUAAUCGUUGGGUCGUACUUUUUGUUUGUGUACGCGGAUGUGCUGAGGGAAUAUAGAGAUAUGCUACUUUUGAUGGUGAAGAAGUACAUGGAUACUGGGGAGUGGUAG